Messenger RNA from Pelagomonas calceolata, 833 nucleotides. NCBI's taxonomy places the organism in Eukaryota, Pelagophyceae, Pelagomonadales, Pelagomonadaceae. The record is from the annotation of a GenBank genome assembly.
AUGCCCCCAAAGAGACGCACAAAAAGGGACGCCGGCCUGCUCGCGGGCAGCGACCGCACGGACGCCCACUUCGCCGCCACCGCGGGCCGCUCUGAUUUACUGGAGGAGGCGAUGGCGCAGAACAUCGAUCUGAGCCACGCCGACAAGGAUGGGAUGACUGCUUUGCACUGCGCCUGCGCCAGGAGCGCGCGGGGCUGCGUGCGGCUGCUGCUGGGCGUGCUGAACGACGAGAAGCGGAGCCACGCGCUAAGAGUUGAUGAAGCGUGGGUCGACGCGCGCGAUAAGCAGGGCCGGACGGCCCUGCACCACGCGGCGGUGCGGGGCGAUCCAAGUAUCGUGGAGAUGCUCGUCGCCGCGGGCGCGGACCCCGCCUCGACGAGCAAGGCGAACAAGACGCCGGCGGACCUGGCCGGGUCGUCGGGCGCGUUCGCCGCCUUGGCCGCGGCGACGCGCGCCGUCGACCGCCGGGAGCGGUUCGAGGGCGCCGCGCUGCGCAGCCACGUCGCGCGCGCGAAGGCGCCGGGCGGCGUCUUUGCGCUCCUGGAGGCCGCGCGCCGCGAGGAGGCGGAGCUCGCGGCCGAGACGGCGAUGCUCGACAGUCUGCACCGCGAGGCCGAGGAACGCGUGCUGUUGCAGCGGCAACUGAACAUGGAGGCCGCGAUGGAGAAGAAGCAAAUGGAACGGCGCGAGACGCGGCGGCGGCUGCGCGCCGAACGGAAGGCCGCGGCCGAGAAGCUUCUGAGCGAUAAGCUCGACGCGGGCAUCACGGCGGGCCAGCCGCCGGCCCUGGAGUCGGCCGACGAAUAGUGUGUAAGAACCCAAGUUGUAUCGCG